This is a messenger RNA of Eublepharis macularius, 960 nucleotides long. RefSeq names its product COMM domain containing 3 (gene COMMD3). The record is from RefSeq and is a predicted model, not a curated record. NCBI's taxonomy places the organism in Eukaryota, Metazoa, Chordata, Lepidosauria, Squamata, Eublepharidae. Bases 52 to 630 code for a protein of 192 amino acids. Gene Ontology annotation, biological process: sodium ion transport. The transcript is spliced from 8 exons.
GCGGCAGCGGAUCACGUGGGCGGCGUGUCGGAGGUCACGGCGCGGCUCACAAUGGAGCUGUCGGAGGCCGCGCAGGGCGGCUUGCGGCUGCUGGCCGAGCCGGGCCGUUUCUCCGCCCGCGCCUUCGCCGCCCUGCUGCAGGCCGCCUUCCGGAGCUUGCUGAGCGGCCCGGCCGAGCUGGAUCAUCCAGACUUGGAACAUAUUGACCCAGCAAUUUUAAAAUACUGCCAUGCUGCAGCAACAACUUGUAUAGUGGAAGCUGGAAAACACAGAGCUGAGGGAGCUGCCAUAAGCAGUUAUCUAGAAGACUGUAAGUUUGACAAAGAAAGAAUGGAACAAUUUUGCACCGAAUAUCAGAAAAACAAAGAUUUCUUGGAAGUCUUAUUGGGAAGUGUAGGUAGAUGUCCACUGCAUGUAACGGAUGUUUCUUGGCGUCUAGAAUAUCAAAUAAAGACUAAUCAGCUUCAUAAAAAUUAUCAUCCUGCCUAUCUGAUGACCUUAAAUGUAGAGAGCAGUGACUCAAGAUCUCAGCCGGACCUUAAUUUUAGUUGUUCUAUGGAACAAUUACAGGAUUUAGUUGGGAAACUAAAAGAUGCAGCUAAAAGCCUAGAGAGAGCAACUCAGCUGUAAUUGCAGUCUCCUGGUAGCCUUCUGGAUAUAAGAAGAAGAGAGAUUGCCUGUCUCUAAUAGUUUCUUCUUUGAGUGUAAAAUAACUCCUUGUUCUCUGUUUAUUUGAUGGAAUUUUGGCUAAACUAAGGUAGUUGAAACUGAAUCCCUACUUUCUAGACAGUAUUACAAGUUUGAUGUGUAGAAAAGAUAGAAACAUUUGUCAAAGUCUUAUGGAAAUAACUAUUUGUUUGAGUUCUCCACAUUCCAAAUAACUGCGUUGACCUCUUUUGGAACAAGCCUUUGUUUUAUUCAAUUCCUAUUUAAAGUCUCUAAUAAAUAAAAAUGUGUCUA